Messenger RNA from Suillus discolor, 1113 nucleotides. RefSeq lists its product as uncharacterized. The transcript has 8 exons. Bases 1 to 1113 code for a protein of 370 amino acids. NCBI's taxonomy places the organism in Eukaryota, Fungi, Basidiomycota, Agaricomycetes, Boletales, Suillaceae. The record is from RefSeq and is a predicted model, not a curated record.
AUGUUGUCUGAGAACGCCCCUCUCGAUGCAUCGCAUUCUGUCCAAACGUCUCCUCAUGCUAGGGCGAAACGAAAAAUCGCCGCCCUCAUGGAGGAAGUCGACCUUUUGAAGCAGGAUAAAGCCACUAAGCAAAGGAAGACAAUCUAUUAUAUUUCACAGGGACGAGCAAUUCGCCGUAUGGUGGCCCUUUACAGUCCUAUAGAGGAUCUAAUCGCCGAAAAUGACCGGCGCUGUGAAAAUGAUGAUGAGUACAGUGACUUCACUCCGGAACAAAACCGCCUCCAACGUGGCUACAUUGAAUUCGUUAAGAUAUUGCCGUGGGUUCACGAGAAGCUGUCAAGUCUUGACCACGAGGAGUCGGAAGACAUGCUUCGAAAGCUCAGGCGAGGCGCAGACUCAGCUCGUGGUGACGACACGGGAACUCUCAAAGAGCUCAUGGCGUCAUGGGUCAAUAUCGAAUGUAAUCCGACCCCUCUCAUCAGGACGGAUGACAAGCAUCAUCGAGGUUUUGUGAGCGACGCAUGCAGUAAACUGCUCUGCCCAGCGGAAUGGCGCUGGGGAGACCCAGUCAUCAGGGCUGGAAUUCGUGACCGUACGACCUCCUUCAUUGUAUCUGAGAAUUCAUGGCCAACGUUUAUGUAUGAAAACUACCAAGCUGACGCCAAUAAUCUAGAACGUGGGCUUUUCAAGUCGAAGCUGUUGGUUAUGGGGUUCAAGGCUAUCUUUACCUCUCCAUCCUCUGCCAACGAAGCCGAUGGCGACGGCGAUGGUGCAAACAUCAUUGAAAAUAACCGACGCGCACGGAGACGAUUGGAUCAGGUCAAAGUGAAAACAUGUAUCCGUUUUGCACUUUCCAAUGUCUCCUCUUGGCGCGCUGUAGACGGAGACUUUGAUUAUCAGAUUUUCUGGGACAACAUCGUGGAUUUCUUUGAGGACGCCCCAGGUCCAGCAGCACGAGCCAGGGUCAAAGAGCUUCUUGAAUGGUGGACUCGAAAGGUUUUCGGAAAAAACCAUUGCGAGGACUUGACGAUGGACAUUGUUUCCCGAAUGUCCGUCAGCGCUCUCGCUGUCCAGAGACAGGAGAUGGAGAACGCUGUAUUUGACUCUGAAUAG